Carassius gibelio (silver crucian carp) is the source of this 1683-nucleotide messenger RNA. Its product is annotated as B- and T-lymphocyte attenuator-like. The transcript is spliced from 6 exons. The record is from RefSeq and is a predicted model, not a curated record. NCBI's taxonomy places the organism in Eukaryota, Metazoa, Chordata, Actinopteri, Cypriniformes, Cyprinidae. The coding region runs from base 385 to 1308 and encodes 307 amino acids. Gene Ontology annotation, biological process: immune response-regulating cell surface receptor signaling pathway. Gene Ontology annotation, cellular component: plasma membrane. Gene Ontology annotation, molecular function: signaling receptor activity.
AGGUUCAGACAACUUGAAACCACUACAAGCACACUAGAUGAGGUUUGACACUGUCAAUGACGAGAGAAAGCAAACCUAAAAGAACAACCAUCAAAAACGGACACAAAGACGACUAUAACAUACAAAGAAAUGCUGAGGAACAACACAGGUUGAAAGAAUCUAUGAUCAAAGAAGGGGAAGAUAAAAAAGGUACAAGAAAAGAAAAAGCAAGCAGAAAUAGUGAGAGACGUCAUAGUGGAACUUACAGCUUACAGCACACUUUCACUUCACUCUUGGUCUUUCCAAUACACACAUUCGCAGACAUACUCGUGACAAACAAUGUGCACAGCUCUCAUUUUGGACAUUAGUUUUUAAUCACACGUUGUCUGAUAAAAACAUUAGAUUAUGGGCAACUGUGUCUUCCAGAUCAUCUGUUAUCUUGCUGUUUCUCUCCUACUGUUAUCGCUUAGUGUCAGUGGCACCAAAAAUGGGUCUGAGAUGAAUUGUCAUCCAGUGAUCAGAGUGUCACGAAACACAGUGUUUCUAGCUCCUGUUAUGAGCGUGUUGAAGAUAAACUGUACUGUAACUCUACGUGGAUGUCAAAGGAAACCAAGAGUCUCAUGGUGCAAACUCUAUGGAGAUGAGUGUAAACCUUUAAAUUAUUCAAAUUACAUCAGAACUGAGUGGAAGAACAUCACAGAACAGGAAUCGAUGGCUUUCCUGGUUUUUCUGAACAUCUCAAUGGAGGAUGCUGGUUUCUACAGAUGUAAAGAAGGUGACAUGUCUAUAGGCCAUGCUAUUAAUGUGACUGUGACAGGACAUUGUAUUAUAUUUUUAAUAGAUAAUAAGGUGAAUAAGGUUUCACGCAAUCAAAGCAAUACAAGUAAUUUAGGUCCAACUGAUGAUCUAGAGUGGCUCUGGUCAUUUGUGUACAUCUGCAGUGGAAUAGCAGGGCUGGUGGUGACAGUUAUUACUGUAACAUUGUUGAUCAUCAGAUGCCAAGGGAGAAAAUCAACAAGAUUUAAAAAUGAGUACAUGGAAACACACAUAAGUGAUCUGCCUCCUCUUCCUAAUCCCAAUACCCGUUCCCCUUCUGAUCAGCUGAUCUCUGCUUCAUAUCGUGGCUGUGAAACCCCAACCAUCAGAGGAUCAUCAUCAACUGGAAGAGUUUCAGAUGGUAGACACAAAACUGUUGGCACAGAAAGAGGAGAAGAAGAGAAUGCUCUGGUUUAUGCUUCUUUGAAUCACCAGGCUGCUUCAAGAGGGCCGAGAAGAACAGCACAAUAUGAACCAGAACCUUCAGAAUACGCUGCAAUUCGGUUCCAGUGAUUCAAUUAAUCAUUUAUUGGACAAUUUAAUAAUAAUACUGAGAAAUGAUCAGUUAUAAAUGGUCGCUUGUUUGCUAUUCUUUAUUUAGAAAUACACUCUAUGAUGAGCAAGAGUCCAAGCAUUUGGAAAACUCUUUUUCUGGGUUGCAUAACGCAACUGGUUGCUGAUUUCUCAAAGAUCUAGCAUUCUCAAAUGUACACAUUUUCUGCCCUACUGAAAAAAAAGAAGUAAUAAAAUCAAAUAAUAAAUAAUUAUUAUGGCAAUGAUGUUGUAACUUGUGGACGAUAAGCCCCACAACAAAUUACAACAGCUUGUACAAUGGAUGAUCCUAUGUCUAUAUGUAAUAUGCUUUUUUAUUAAACAUAAGUAGUGUUU